Molecule: messenger RNA, 1520 nt
Organism: Pecten maximus
Lineage: Eukaryota; Metazoa; Mollusca; Bivalvia; Pectinida; Pectinidae
Product: cell death abnormality protein 1-like
Exons: 7
Coding region: 175-783 (202 amino acids)
Source: RefSeq, a predicted model, not a curated record
AAGAACACAUAUAAUCAUUUUAUAUGAGCCAAAUCAAUCAUAUCAUUACUAUAUACAGUCAAUAGAUAUUUGACUAAAAUUUUCAAUUUACACUGAUAAAUGUUAACUUAUAACUACAGUAAUUAAUUAUGAUGAAAUAUAUUUUCUGUUUUGUAGAUUGCGUUCCUCAGAAGUAUGGCAUUUAAAUGUGAACAGGAUUGUUCUACAAAUUGCCUUGGUAGUCUGUGUGAAAAAGUCAAUGGAAAAUGUCACGAAUGUAUUCCUGGAAAGCACGGUACUCCCUGUGAUCAAAGCUGUCCAGGAAAAUGUAAGGACAUGAUUUGUGAACGGGACACAGGAUCCUGUAAAGGGUGUAUAGCUGGAAGGUACGAUGUAACAUGUUUACUUACUUGCCCAGUGACGUGUAAAGACUUUUUGUGUAAUCAACAAAGCGGACAUUGCUUAGAUUGUUACUCCGGAAAGCACGGAGUAGUGUGUGGUGCUGAUUGUCCGGACACAUGUACUGACAACAUAUGUAAUAAGGACGAUGGACAGUGUAUAGCCACUGAUCUAACCACUGCCGAUUCUAAAAUGACUAUUAUAGCUGUCCUGGCUGUUGUGUGUGGACUGCUUUUUACUGCAUUGAUCGCCUUAGCAGUGGUGGUAUUUUUUCUUCGAAAGAGACAAAGCAGAAAGAACCUACCAGAUAAGGACACAGAACAAGCGGUCCCGGACACGGGAUAUACGUCUAUUUCUCCUCGUCAAGAAGAAACUCCCCAUGUCUAUGAAAUGAUGGUCAUCUAAUACGCAAUACAAGUUGAUAAAAUCAUCAAAGAUCUUUGAUUCAGACAGCUGUGAUCCCUUAAUUAAGCAUCAAAGGAACUAAUGUUCAAAAAACUAAAUGCAUGGACAUUCAGAAAAUAAGUGUUAAUACCUUCAGCAUACGAGUAUUUGGAUUUUGUAAAUAUAAAUAGAUAUUUCUAAAAUGACGAUUCAAGUGAAUGUCGAGAUAAAUUUCUGUAUGCUGGUGUUGCUGUAAUCAUUUUUAUUUAACUUACCUCUACAUAUCUAUAUAGAAAUGUGGAUAAGGAUAAUACUUUUGCUAGGGGAAAUAGCAGCUUAGGAUAUUUCUGAUUUUGUAGAAAAUGAAUUUGAUCACGGACAAGUCAAAUUUUUACUCCCCUCCUCCUUUUGUGAAAAGUGUAUUAUAUAAUCAUAAUCACAAGGGACUAUAUAUCUGUAUGUAUCUUGAUGUAUCUACAUAAGAGCUUCGCAUUACUAACUUGUACUAACACGUCCAUGACCAUGACAUCUUUUUCCGGCAUCACUAUUCGAUAUUCAAAACUUGGUUUCCGUCUGACAACAAACACCCGAAAGGGUUUUAAUAGUAAUAGCUUGUGAUUGAGUACGACGUCAUUUUCUGUUCAAAAGUUCUUGUGUGUGUUCGAUUUAUAUUGUUUUCGUAAUUCACCACAGAUUGGAUUCGGCGCAAUCUAAUUAAAAUCUAGAUGGUCAUUAUCACUACGUUACAGGAACAUCUA